Molecule: messenger RNA, 818 nt
Organism: Cannabis sativa
Lineage: Eukaryota; Viridiplantae; Streptophyta; Magnoliopsida; Rosales; Cannabaceae
Product: tropinone reductase-like 3
Exons: 6
Coding region: 55-690 (211 amino acids)
Source: RefSeq, a predicted model, not a curated record
AAUAUGUAUUAAGAAGGAAAGUGAAGGUAAGUCUACUAAUUAAUUGUUAAGAAAAUGAUAAGGAGCAAGAGAUUCGAAGGAAAAGUGGCCAUUGUGACUGGUUCCACUCAGGGCAUUGGCUACAGCAUUGCUCACCGCCUUGGCUUGGAAGGUGCCUCUGUUGUCAUCUCCUCCCGCAACCAGAAAAAUGUUGAUGAAGCAACCCAAAAGCUUAAAAGUCAAGGAAUCCAAGUGUUGGGGCUUGUUUGUCAUGUCUCUAAUGCCCAACAAAGGAAAGAUCUCAUACACAAGACACUCGAGAAAUUUGGAAAGAUAGAUGUGAUUGUUUCAAGUGUUGCUGUCAAUCCAAUAACUGGCAAACGCAUAACCACGAUUAUGGGAACCCAAGAGUCUAUUCUUGACAAGAUGUGGGAAGUAAAUAUCAAAGCUCCCAUUCUUCUUAUGAAGGAGGCUGCUCCGCACAUGAAGAAAGGUUCAAUUAUUUUCAUUUCCUCUAUAUCUGCCUACGUACAACCAAUAUCAGGGGCUAUGUACGGAGUGACUAAGACAACUCUACUUGGGCUUACUAAGGCUCUUGCUUUUGAACUAGGCCCAGAAGUGCGAGUAAAUUGUGUUGCUUCUGGAGUUGUGCCGACUCGCUUUAGCGAGAUAAUUACAACAAGUGAAACUUUGGUAAGUAGAAACAAGUAAUGAAAAUAGUUCUGGAUAGUAGUAAACUGAAGAGGCUUGGUACCCCUGAAGAGAUUGCUGCUGCUGCUGUUUUUUUGGCUUCUGAUGAUGCUUCCUACAUUACUGGAGAAACCCUUGUGGUGGCUGGA